CUUUGAAGCGUCAUUAUCGUUGCCCAUCAAGUUCUCGUUGUUGCAGCCAUGGCGCCGUCGUUGUUCAAGAGCAAGAAGCGCAGCCGCGAUGCCGACGCCGAGAAGGCCGCUGAAUCCGAUGCCUCUUCGUCGUCUUCUUCAUCUGCUGAGAGCAGCAGCGAUAGCGAGGACGACGAGGUAGAAAACGCGAUGUUCCGACCUGCCCCCAAGCUGGCAGAGCCUGAAGAUGAGACCGAAUCCCAACCAGAGCAGGACGAGAAAGAAUCCGACGAUGAGGAGGACUCGUCAUCUGAUGAGGAAGAAGUUGCAGCUCCCGUGAAGCAGGAGAAUAAAAAGAAAGAGAAGAAGGAGCAGCCGGAAGAAAAGGAUGAAGAGCUCAAAGAAGAGAUUGACCGCAAGACGGAGGCCACGGUCUACGUGGAAGGAAUCCCAUACAAAGCCAAUGAAGGCGACUUGGUUACGCACUUCUCGUCUUGCGGUACAGUGCGUGAGGUGCGCAUGCCGCGUUACCAGGACUCUGGAAAGCCCCGCGGCUACGCUCACGUCGUGUUUGACGACGAGACUGCACUGAAGAAGGCGCUUAAACUUGAUGGAAAGUACUUGUUCAACCGCUACCUGUCGAUCAGCCGAGCUGAAGCUCCUCGUGCUGUAGAGAUGGCACUGAAGGAGAAGAACCAGAACGCGACCAAGAAGGCAAUCAAAGGAUGUCGUACGGUGUACAUCAAGCAGCUUCCUUACGAGGUUGAGGAGGACACCAUUCGUCAAGCUUUGGCUUCAUGUGGUACCAUCUCCAGUGUGCGUUUGCCUAUCUGGAACCACACAAAGAAGCUCAAGGGUUUCGGAUACGUCGAGUUCUCGAGCGAGGACGAAGCUCUCGCUGCUGCUCGUCGCAGUGGCAUGAAGAUCGGUGACCGCAUGGUGUUGAUCAGUUUGGAUGCGGCUGGAAGCGCACCCAAGGCUAGCUUCCGUCAACGCGAUGGUCAGUACUGGAGUAAGGGCGAGGAAGCCAAGAAAUCAUUGGCCAAGAAGAUCAGCGAGAAGCAGCAACGUCAAUCCGCCAAUAAGAAGCGGAAGACCAAGUAGAUCUCCAACCGUGUCCAUGAGAAUAGAGCUAUAUACACAUUUUGAUUCAUCAGCGUAGCGCUCAUAACUAAGAGCAACGGGAUACCCGUGCCUAUUAUUGCAGAUUAAGCUCUGUUGUGUCCA
Phytophthora nicotianae INRA-310 is the source of this 1206-nucleotide messenger RNA. RefSeq lists its product as hypothetical. The record is from RefSeq and is a predicted model, not a curated record. Gene Ontology annotation, molecular function: RNA binding. Bases 49 to 1083 code for a protein of 344 amino acids. Lineage: Eukaryota; Oomycota; Peronosporomycetes; Peronosporales; Peronosporaceae. The transcript has a single exon.